Messenger RNA from Kalmanozyma brasiliensis GHG001, 4218 nucleotides. RefSeq names its product Zn(2)-C6 fungal-type DNA-binding domain protein. The record is from RefSeq and is a predicted model, not a curated record. Bases 1 to 4218 code for a protein of 1405 amino acids. Gene Ontology annotation, biological process: regulation of DNA-templated transcription; DNA-templated transcription. The transcript has a single exon. Lineage: Eukaryota; Fungi; Basidiomycota; Ustilaginomycetes; Ustilaginales. Gene Ontology annotation, molecular function: DNA-binding transcription factor activity, RNA polymerase II-specific; zinc ion binding; DNA binding.
AUGAACGGCUACGACCCAUACACCGCCAACAACGGCACCAUGCAGCCCUCUCAACACCAGGGCGAGGGCGCACGUCCACCGCCUAAGCGUCGCAACCGCAAAGCCGUCUCAUGUGUAUCUUGCAGAGAGAAGAAGAUCAAGUGUGAUCGCGUUGUACCCUGCAAUCAAUGCAUCAAGCGCGGCGAGCAGGACCAGUGUCGCAUUGAACAAAAGCCAAAGAUUGUCCAUGAUCACUCGCACCAACACGCUCCUACCCAUCCGCCUAGCUACAUCGACCCUCUCUCGCCUGGCUCAGCGGCCUACAGUCAAUUCAGUGCUGCCAUCUCCACUGCCAGGAGCCAGGUCAACGCGGCCCAAUCCAGCAGCAGCCCACCUCCUGCCGAAGUAGAAGCCAUCAAAGCACGUCUCGCACAGGUCGAGGCUUUGCUCGCAGGCCAGAUCCCUCUCUCCAGCGCCAAUGCACUAGCACCCUCCUCGCCUAUGGGCUCUUCCAACUGGAAUGCUUAUAGAUCCUCUUCCAGCGGCUCAGGGGCACGAGCAGUGGAGUCCAACGUCUCGCGGGGUAGCUCUCAAAGCCCCAGCAGUUUCACAUCCGCGCAUCGGUCUGCCUCGGGCUCCACGCACCAUUCUUCCGUAUCGCCGCACGACGGGCCAUACGAUACGGACGAGAGCGAAUCAGAGGAGGACACCGCGCCGUCCAGUCCACGUGCCCCUAUCAGCCGUCUCCGGACCGACGACAUGCCCGUUUCUAGGAAAGAGAUGGACAGCGACACCGAAGAUGCUGCAACGGUCCUGGAACGUCUCGCGAUGGAUGGCUCAUCCAAUUCCAGGUGGGCCAAAGCUACCAACGGCUGUCCCACCCAGAACGCAGCUUCGCGUGGCGCCGCAGAAGGCAAGAGCGAACAUUGCGAGCGGAUGCAACAGGAGGUGGACUCGCGCGAGGCCACAGGUGAGAAGUUCGAACUGUGCUUGCAAAGAGACAAGGAGUUCGAUCUCAUGUCCAUCGAUAAGCACGCUGUCGGUGGCGUUGUAUCCGUACCAAGCGAAGGUCAACAGGGUCCCACAGAGAUGCUUCUGCCCCCGGUCUCGCGUGCGCCUGACCUCGAUGCUGGGGCCAACGGUCAGCCUCCUUGCGCUUGCCGAGAUCCAGACGCCGACGGCACGACAAGCAACGGGCACGAUCACACGCAGGACUACACCUGCUUGAAACAGAACGAGCCGGUCUCCAAGGAGCCUUCACCCAUCACUGUACCGUGCAAGCUCGCUUGCGAGAACAAGGGUCUGCUGCGUCUCAAGAGCGGCCCAGAGACGCUCUUUGGAUGGGGCAUGGGCUGGGCUUGGUCCGCUGCCGAGGUCUUGCUUCAGCAGGAUAAGCGGAAGGCGAAGGAAGAAGGCAGAACGUUCGUGGUCAGCACUCGAACCGAACGUGAAGCUGUGCUGCGUGCCAUCUGCGAGAGUCUUCCGUCCAAGCAGAUCGCCUAUCAGCUCAUCGAAGUCUACGAGUCUCGCGCUCGUUAUCUCUGUGGGCACGUCGUCCACGUUCCGUGCCUCAAACGAGAGGUCGAGGCUUUCUAUGCGCUCGAAACAGCGGAGAAGCGCGCUCGCGUCGUCAACCACAUCGAUUGCUCAUGGCUCAGUCUGUUCCUCAUGGUUCUGGCCCUCGGCGUCCGCUUCUAUCCUUGCCAGCCUAAGGCCGGUUGGCUGCCGGCCAACCACUUGUUCGACGGAAAGACCAUCCACGCUUGGCACUCGGCUGCCAAGACGUGUCUUGUGCUCGCCAACUACCUCAACUCGAACAGCAUGAGCGUUCUGCAGUCCAUCUCGCUCCUCUAUCUCUUCCACUCGGUCUCUGCUGCGAGCUGCGGUGGUGAGGCCGACUCCGGCACCACCCACACUGCCCUCUUGCGCACUGCUAUCACCAACGCACAGGACAUGGGUCUGCACCGACUCGGCGAUCUCGACAAGCAGCCUCGAGCCAACGAACCCUCUGCCAAGGUGAUUCGACGACAGAUCGGGAUGCGGAUCUGGUGGCAUCUCGUCUUCCUCGACUGGAGCGCAGCUGGCACUGGUUGCGCCAAGGACUACUUCAUUCGCAGCGACUCUUUCAACACACCGCUUCCUGGCAACUACAACGACGACGAUCUCAUGCGGAUGCCUCUUCCCGCACCGCGACCACGCGAGGAGUUCACCGAGAUGUCAUACGUCCUCUCCAACCUCGAGUUCGGCAUGGCAGUCAAGCAGGACGUCGAUGUUCGUCAGCGACGAGAGCUGCAAGCCGCCACGAGCGGUGGGGACCGUCGUCUGACGUGCGUCGAGGCGCAGAGACUCGAUGCCUUAUACCGCGGAGUGCUCGAGAACACGCCCAGCUUCUUCAAGGUUGGGUCCGAGAUCGGGCAGGUGACGUGUAUCGAGGUGCAGCGCUGGCUGCUUCAGCAGGCCGUGUUCAGCAAGCUGCUUCGCAUCCACCGCCCCAAUCUUUCGAGCCGCAAAGAGUCUCGCACCAAUUGUGUCCUCCUUGCGCGCAGCAUUCUCGACAUGCAGAAAAAGAUCCGAUCGAGGUGCACUGUCAUUGACCGUCUCUGGCAGAACUUGAUGCAGAGCUUCUCUGCCGCCAUUGUGCUUGCACUGCACUUGCUGCACACUCGACCCUCUGCUGAUCACCGAGUCUCGGUGCGUUCCGAGAUCACCGAGGCCAUCCGGGCCCUCAAGCAGGUCGACGGCACCGACUGCGCGGCCAAGAAGUGUAUCCGCGUCAUCGAGGCGCUCCUCGACGAGGAGGAAGAGCGAUGGCAGGCUGGCAAUGCGGCACUCGCACGAAACGACAACGUUCCAAUGGAAGCCGUCAAGCUAAAGCGGAAGCGUCAGAUGGACGUGGACGGUGCGGAAGAUGAGGUUGCCGCGUCUGGAGGCAAGCGGAAGAACCUGCUCAGCCUUGCUCAGAGGGUCGCGCAGGCCACGCGCGAGGAUGCAUCCGCUCGCCAGAACCGAUCCGCGCCGGCUGACGACCCGUCCAAGCGUCAAGCGACCUUGGCUGCAGUAAGAUCAGCCUCUGGCACCGAGAACAGCGGAGCUCUCGAGGUCAACGGUGUGGCCGCGCUCAAGGACGAUGCAUCGCUGUACCGCAUGAACAACACGACUCUGCCGACGUCAGGGCCAAGCCCUCUCAACAUGACGGCGGCCAGCAGCAACCAAGAUGACGUGACGUUCCCGCAGAUGUUGCAGACCAUGCCUUUCCCGAGCAACCUGUUCAACUUUAACGACGUGAAUGCAUCUCAGCGCAUGGUCCCGCCCAACGGCGUCGACUUGAUGCUCAACAACCCCAUCACUCCUCCUGAUGGCCAAUCCUUCGACCUGGCGGCAUUCCUGGAGCAGGUCAGCAACUCGCCUGGCAGCUCCACCGACUUCAGCCUGUCGUCGGGCCACGAGGAUCGUUCCGCUUCGACGUCAUCAGAUGUCUCGGGCAUGGACGACCGAGGGUCUGCUUCGGCCCUCAGCAACGGCGACGGGACAGACAACACGAGCGUUUCGAGCUUCGGCGAGCCUCUGUUGACCAAGGAAGCCAUCCGCCGACAGCAGCAGCACUUGCAGGCCAACACGAACAGCAACUUGCUUGGCUCGAACAUGGCCCCUGCAGGUCAGACUGGCGGCUUCGGACUCGGUCCGCAGGCCAUUUCACCCGUCAGCGCCACCGCUCGUCCGGACCCGUCCACCGACAUGGACUCGUUCUGGAACUGGAUUAUCACGCAAGGCGCCAACGGCAUCACUGCUCCGACGACGAUGCCGACGACGCAGGCUGCACCUGUGCUCAUGCAGCAGCCCGCUCUUGCAGCGCCACCGUCGCAGAAGCAGCCAGUGCAGUAUGGUAUGCCAUCCACAUUGCCGCCCACUCCGCAGUCGGCGCACAGCGGCCUCACGCCCUACCUCGCCCCCAACACCGGCUACUUCAACAGCAACGAAGGCUACCCUACACCCAGCUCGCUUGCGUCGGGAACGAAGUUCGGCACGCCCGCGUCGCAACCAGCCGUCAGCGCCACACCCGAAGCGCAGAGAGCAGCACCUACCGCCGGCGUCGUCGGCACGCCGAGCGCAGGCUUCAGCUUGGACUCGUUCCUUGGCGCUCCGCUGUACGAUUUCAGCGACUACGCAAAUGCUUGGACGGCGAGCAACCCGGGCAGCGUGCCUAUGGGCGCCGGACCGGGACCUGUGUCCGACCCUUGA